AUGUUUCAUUCUCUCCUGAAGCGUCAGUAUCCAUCAAAAAGAAAAGAAAAACCUUUCUGUGCUGCAGGGAUGGAUUUUGGAAGCAGAUGUGACCCCUGGACCCAUGAGGAUGGGAUGAGAAGAGGAGCAUUGCACGGAUAAACUAAACAUAUUAAAGCUCCUGUAGAGACAUGAGGGAACAGCUGACAGGUGACAUAGAUGUUGGAGGAAAAGAUGGAGGGGAAUAAAACGCGAAGUGCGCAGCGCGGAUGUGCAGAGCAGCGGAUUUAUUAUUAUUAUUUCACUGCAGGAUGGAGGUGAAAUAACAUGCAUGUUUUACAGUCUCCAUCGCACUGAAUCAACGCGUUUUAUUUCCUGCUGUAAAACGAAGAGAGGAGCGCUUGUUUUACUGUCUGCAGCAGCCUGAUCCUGCAGGGUAUCUCGGGGAUGAUGGAAGUGAAAGAAUACUCAUGUUUUACAGUCUCCAUUACGCUCCAGCUGCACUGACUGAUUUAAUCUCACCAGUUGAAAAAAACACUUGUUUUCCUGUCUUCAGCACCAGGGACAGCGACCAUGUGUGCAGAGGAGGGGGUUUACUGAAGCCUGAUCUCCGGGUGGAGGGGAAAUAACAUGCAUGUUUCACAGUCUCCAUUGCACUGACUGAAAGACGACCAGAGGAGCGCUUGUUUUCGGUCUUCAGCACCGCGGACAGCCACCAUGACGCGGCUCCGCAGGAAGGCUUUAGUUUCUCUCUUCCUCUUCACCCUCUUCAUCUUCGGGGCCAUGAUGGGGCUCCGGACCCUGAAGCCCAGCGACGGCUUCUCAGACCUGGCCCCGGGGAUGGGCUUCAUCCGGGAGAGAGAGAGGGACCGGAGGCGGCUGGAUGCAGAGGAUGUGGCGGUGUCUCCGGGUCAGGUUCACGGCGGCAGCAUCAGCAGCGACACUAAGGUGGUUUUCACUAAAUCUGACCGGGACUACAGCAUCUUUUACGACGUGCACAUCUUCUACUACCUGUGGUACGGGGACCCGGCCACCGACAACAAGUACAUCCACUGGGACCACGUGCUGGUGCCGCACUGGGACCCUAAGAUCGCAGCCAGUCACGCCCAGGGCAGACACACGCCUCCGGAGGACAUAGCCUCCAGUUUCUACCCGGAGCUCGGCCCCUACAGCUCCAGGGACCCCAAGGUGCUGGAGUCCCACAUGGCGCAGAUAGAGGAGGCUGCAGCAGGGGUGCUGGUUCUGUCCUGGUACCCCCCCGGCGUGGCAGACGACCACGGGGAGCCGAGCGAGGAUCUGGUCCCCGCCGUGAUGGACGCCGCCCACAGGCACAGCAUCAAGGUGGCCUUUCACAUACAGCCGUACAAAGGACGGACGGACCAGAGCAUGCAUGACAACAUCAAAUACAUUAUUGACAAGUAUGGAAAGCAUGGCGCCUUCUACAGAUUCAGGUCCAGCACGGGGCGAGUCCUGCCUCUGUUUUACGUCUACGACUCCUACCUGAUGCCAGCCGAGUCCUGGGCCGAUCUCCUCAGCCCUAAAGGUUCCCACAGUAUCCGAGGCACGCCUUACGACGGCGUCUUCCUCGCCCUUAUCGUGGAGGAGCGCCACAAACACGACAUCCUAGCUAGCGGCUUUGACGGCAUCUACACCUACUUCGCCUCCAACGGAUUCUCCUUUGGCUCGUCCCACCAGAACUGGAAAGCCAUCAAGAACUUCUGCGAUGGCAACAAUCUGCUCUUUAUUCCCAGCGUUGGUCCGGGGUACGUGGACACGGCUGUUCGCCCGUGGAACAACCACAACACGAGGAACCGCGUUAACGGACGAUACUACGACACGUCCUUGCAGGCGGCUUUGUCUGUAAGGCCGGAAAUCGUCACCAUUACGUCCUUUAACCAAUGGCAUGAAGGCACGCAGAUAGAGAAGGCUGUACCCAAGAAAACAGUGACGCGUUUGUACCUGGAUUACCAACCCAAUCAGCCGGACCACUACUUAGUGCUCACUCGCCAAUGGGCAGAGAACUACAACAAGGAGAAGGACACAUGGCUGAUGUGAACUUAAUUUCCCUAGUGAAUCAGACCAAAACAAAAAGUCAGCUCCUACUCCUUUAUGUCCAUUUCAAUACCAGUUUUUCUGCUUCGACAGCAUCUACACCUACUUUGAAUCGAAUGGCUUCUCUUUGGCUUGUACUACCAGAACUGGAAAGCCAUUAAGAACUUCUGCAAUGCCAACAAUCUGCUCUUUUGGUCCAGCGUUGGCUGUUCGCCUGUAGCACAACCAUGGAACGAGAAAGCAUGUUAACGGACGAUAUUAGGACACAUCUUUUCAGGCCAGAAAUCUUGACCAUUAAGUCCUUUUACCAAUGUCAGGAAUGGACGCAGAUAGAGAAGGCUGGACACAAGAAAACGGUGAGGUGUUGUACCUGGACUGCCAACCCAAUUAGCCAGACUACAUAGUGCUUACAGGCCAGUGGGUCGAGAACUUUAACAAGGAGAAGGACAUGUGGCUGAUGUGAAGAUGGCUUUAGAUAAGACAAGAAAAGACAUCUCCAAACCUUUAUAUCCAUCCCCCUAACUGUUUUAUGUCCGACUCUGAGCACUACUUUGACGGCAUCUUCACCUACUUUGCCUCCAACGGCUUUCCUUUGGUUCGUUCAACUAUGACUAGAAAGAAAGAACUUCUGCGAAGCCAACAAUCUGCUCUUUUUUUCCCAGCGUUGGUCCGAGUUACUUGGGAAGGGCUGUUCAACCGUGGAAACGUCUUUGCAAGCGUCACCAUUAAGUCCUUGAACCGAUGGAAGAAAGGGACGCAGAUAGAAAUGGCUCUUCCCAAGUUUGUAACUGGACUACAAACCCAAUCAGACGGACUAUCACUUAGUGUUUACUCUUCAAUGGGCGGGGAACUUCAACAAGGAAAAGGACACAUGGUUGAACUUUAUUAGCUGGUAGAUCAGACCAGAAAAUACAUGAAAUCAGCUCCUAGCACUUCUGAUAAGAUUUUCUCUAAAUGUUCACUCUACCUUUACUGUUUUUAAUCCGUUUUUUUGUACAGCUUAUAAAUGUCACCUGGUAUGUUGAAGCUAUGAAGGACAAAUAAUCAUUGUUUCCUGAUAAUUCAGUAUCUGUGUGCGGCUUAUAUGCAGUAACUCUGCCCUGUAGAGACGUUUUUCUUAUUUUCUUAUGAUGAGAGACUGUUCUUUCCUGUAUUUCUCUGAAGUGAAAAUUAAAAUGUGUG
Trematomus bernacchii (emerald rockcod) is the source of this 3213-nucleotide messenger RNA. RefSeq names its product glycoprotein endo-alpha-1,2-mannosidase-like protein. Lineage: Eukaryota; Metazoa; Chordata; Actinopteri; Perciformes; Nototheniidae. The transcript has 5 exons. The coding region runs from base 697 to 2034 and encodes 445 amino acids. Gene Ontology annotation, molecular function: alpha-mannosidase activity. The record is from RefSeq and is a predicted model, not a curated record. Gene Ontology annotation, cellular component: Golgi apparatus.